Saccharomyces kudriavzevii IFO 1802 is the source of this 3516-nucleotide messenger RNA. RefSeq names its product Rgt1p (gene RGT1). NCBI's taxonomy places the organism in Eukaryota, Fungi, Ascomycota, Saccharomycetes, Saccharomycetales, Saccharomycetaceae. The transcript has a single exon. The record is from RefSeq and is a predicted model, not a curated record. The coding region runs from base 1 to 3516 and encodes 1171 amino acids. Gene Ontology annotation, molecular function: DNA-binding transcription factor activity, RNA polymerase II-specific; zinc ion binding. Gene Ontology annotation, cellular component: nucleus.
AUGAGCGAACUGAACACUGUUUCAACGAACUCUAGUGAUUCCACCAAGAACGGUGGUACUUCCAAUAGCCCCGAGGAUAUGGACCCUGCUGCAGCUACCAGUCAUGCAAUGAAGAAAAGAACAAAGGCUUCUCGUGCAUGUGAUCAAUGCCGCAAGAAGAAGAUUAAAUGUGACUAUAAGGAUGAAAGGGGUGUCUGCUCAAACUGUCAAAGAAACGGAGAUCGUUGUAGUUUUGAAAGAGUUCCUCUGAAAAGAGGGCCCUCAAAAGGCUAUACGAGGAGCGCUAGCCAUCCAAGAACUAAUGAAGUGCAAGAGUAUAACAGCACAAAAUCGUAUAACACAUUUGAAAACAGUAAUAGUACGAACAGUAAUAUGACCAACAACAAUGGCGUCAAUAGCAAUACCGUUCCAAGUACCCCUUCGAGGUCAAACUCGGUUCUUUUGCCUCCACUGACACAGUAUAUUCCUCAAGCUGGCGGCAUGCCUCCCAGUUUUCCGAAUACAGCGAUUCAAUCAACUAUGCCCGCCGGUAAUAUUGGUCAGCAGCAGUUUUGGAAAGUGCCCUACCAUGAGUUUCAACAUCAAAGAAAGGGGUCUAUUGAUUCCUUGCAAAGCGAUAUCUCGGUAAAAACCAUGAAUCCGAACGAACAACUGUCUUAUAAUACUGUACAACAGUCCCCCAUAACGAAUAAAACCACGAAUGAUUCUGGUAAUACAAACGGAAGUAUCACCGGCUCAGGUAGCGCUUCUGGUAGUGGUGGUUAUUGGUCUUUUAUAAGGACGUCCGGUUUACUAGCUCCUACUGAUGAUCACAACGAGGAGCAAACAAGAAGAUCAAGUUCUAUACCCUCUUUGCUACGAAAUACCUCAAAUUCUCUUUUAUUAGGUGGCCAGCCUCAACUCCCCCCUCCUCAGCAGCAACCGCAGCCGCAAUCGCAGCCUCAAUUGCAACAACCAAAGUCGCAGCAAGGACAGAAUCUCUACUCCUACUCUCAGUUUUCUCAGCAGCAACCAUACAAUCCAUCCAUAUCAUCUUUUGGACAAUUCGCUGCUAAUGGCUUCCAUUCCCGACAAGGGUCGAUCGCCAGUGAAGCUAUGUCCCCCAGUGCGCCUGCUAUGUUUGCCAGUACAUCAGCAAAUCCCGGCAGUGCUGUACAGCAAACACCAAGGCCUCAAGGUCAACCAGUGCCCCAAUUUUCAUCGAAUUCGGACGUAAAUAAAAGAAGACAAUCGGCUCCGGUAUCAGCAACGCUGUCCGCAGACAGACUGAAUGGAAAUGAAAAUAAUAAUGGUAAUAUGAAUAACAAUAACAGUAGCCAUAAUAGCGGCUCUUCCAAGGAGUUAUCUCAGCAUUCCCAAGAAUCUGUAACAACACCGGCAGUUUUAGAAGUGUCGAGCCCCGGAUCUACACCGCAGAGAAGUACGAAAAAACGCAGGAAAAGUUAUGUUUCCAAGAAGGGAAAACCAAAGAGGGGCUCGUCUAUUUCCAUAUCAUCGGAAGGUUCUUCUCACCCGAUGUCCUCUUCUUCGACAAUAGUGUAUGGGCAAAUAUCCGAUGUGGACUUGAUCGAUGCCUAUUAUGAGUUUAUACACGUGGAGUUCCCCAUCAUACCUUUGAACAAAACGACUCUGACUAACGAUUUGCUGCUAGUUAACACUCAGCCAAUUUCCAAUAUACACGAAGUUAAUUCCUAUGUUAUUUUGUGGUUUAGAAACUCAAUGGAACUGUUGGUUCGUGUGGCUUUGAAACAAAAACCGGGUGGGAAAUUUUUUGACGAUAUCGUUGGCAUGCCUUUACCUGCUGGGAACGACAAUAACAAAACUGCAUUUACCACGGCUGCGGCAAGAGAGGAUGCCGAGAAAACAAGACAUGGCUCAAAUAAUGAAGUACAGGAGACUUUAGAAGUGCAAAGUGUUUUCAUUGCAGCUCUGAAUGAAUGUUUCCAAAAAAUUGUGGAUAUUCAUCCUAAAUUCAGAGAGAAUAACGACCAAAUUUCGCCAAAAAUCAAAGUUAUCUAUUUAUCCACUUUUAUUCUAUUAAAUUAUAUCUUGGCGUUUGUUGGAUACGACAACUCAUUUGUUCUGGGAAUGUCAGUGACAAUUUUCAACGAAUUCAAACUAUACAAAUUACUACUGUUUCCUGGGACGGAUAUGGACGACGCGACAGCCGCGGUUGGCGGCGAAGAUACCCCGGGAAAUGAGAACGUGAAGCCGUCGGAAUAUGAGAUAGGAUCCGGAAGUGCUGGGCACAUAAAUCCAUCCAAUUCACCAAAUUCCAUGGACGAAGACAUGAGCCACUAUUCCGUGCUGUUCAAAAGAUUAUACGUUCUACUUUCUGUUUUUGAUUCCUUGCAAAGCUGUGCAUUUGGUGGGCCCAAACUGUUAAACAUAUCCAUCCAAGGCUCCACGGAAAGGUUUUUUUCCAAUGAUCUAGCUUCCAAGUGGUGCCUGGAGCAAAGCCAACCGAGACUGAAAUGUGUUCUGCAAAGUUUAAAAUUGGGCGAAUUAUUGAGUGAGCUAACCAGGAAUAGAAUAUCAAUGAAUGGGAUUAGGAAGCCCGGGUUCGACACCACCAAAUCGUCUUUAUUUUUGUCGGAAUACGUGGAAAGCCAACCCAUAUCAGUGGCGCAAUUAUUUUGCAAACUGUUGAUUGGUAAGCACAACUUCAUCAAUCGCUUGCUAUCACUGUAUGAUAUGGAAACAGGUGUUUAUCUGCAGCUGACCUUGGACCUCAGUUCGAAGCUAGCAGACUCUCUGUGUUCGCUGAUAUCAAUAAUCUUGCAAAUAUUAACCCUGGUAUUAAGACUGAACCCUACAAACAGUAUUGACUUCAAUUAUAGACCGCCGAACCCACCCACCAACGACUCCACCGUACAAGAGACAUCAUCCGCCGUCGCUUCAUCCACAGCACCCGGAAAUGCUGACCCUACAGCUGCAUCCGAGGGGAGCCCGGACUUUUACAGGAAACUGCUGGGCUUGAAGCAAGACACCAGGACUAUCCUUUCAGACCUGUGUCGGGGAGUAGUCUCGCCCUUUGCAAUCGGCAUACUGCAUGAGGUCUACAACAUCACCGAACUGGUCAAGCAGAUGCCCACGUCGCUGAUCAGUAUUAUGAUGACAGCCACCACAACCCAAAACAGUCAGGACACCAAGAAGUCGCAAGACCUCGUCAUGAAGCUGUCAAACUCCAUGAACGAAGUAGUGCAGAUCACCAGCGUGCUUACAAUGAUCAAACCGUUCAAGAUCUUCGAGCACGAGCUCAACAAGCCCAUGAUGUCCUCCACGGGGGGGCUUUCACCUGCCGCCGGAAAUGAGCUCUUGUGGACAGGGUCAGGCCAAAGCAUCCGCGAGACGUCAGUUAUGAAGACAUUGUUCGGCGAACGCCGCACCUCCAACACACAGACAGCGCUGGUGUCUGAAACUGCGCCAGAGCCCGGGCUCGAGAACCUUGCCCUCGAGAACUUCGUCAGUAUCGGCUGGAAGCUGCUAGAUGAUUCCGAGCUGGGCUGGUACUAA